AUGGGCCCACAGGUGGUGAUCAUUGGCAUGGACAUGCGCAGCCAGCGCAAGAAGGACCGAAUCAUGCCGCCGGCCACCUACGAUUUGCUCAAGCGCACUGUGGACAGCCUCCCCGCGGGCCCGCAGCACCUGGUGGUGCUGUCCGGCAUCCCCCUCAUCUUCCCCAAGGCAAGCCUCUAG
Messenger RNA from Chlorella variabilis, 180 nucleotides. RefSeq lists its product as hypothetical. Lineage: Eukaryota; Viridiplantae; Chlorophyta; Trebouxiophyceae; Chlorellales; Chlorellaceae. The transcript has 2 exons. Bases 1 to 180 code for a protein of 59 amino acids. Gene Ontology annotation, cellular component: membrane. The record is from RefSeq and is a predicted model, not a curated record.